Molecule: messenger RNA, 1782 nt
Organism: Fusarium venenatum
Lineage: Eukaryota; Fungi; Ascomycota; Sordariomycetes; Hypocreales; Nectriaceae
Source: RefSeq, a predicted model, not a curated record
AUGGUAUCUUCACGCCAGCGUGAGCUUCGACCAGAAGACUCGUGGCGCUUUGUUGAAGGCGAGAACGACAGUUUCGAUACGAGUAUCCUUCCAUCUCUUGGAGAAUCAUCACCGCCCACCUCCUCUGGAAACUUCCCUUCCCAGCCCUUCUCCCAGGGCAACAUCAGUUUCGCUUCGCAGGACAGCAUUCGCGACUUUGGCGCCGACGCCGACGACGAGCAAGUCAUCCUUCGAGAACCUUUCCGACCAAGUCUUUCCCGUGCCAGUGUUAGCGCAAACGGAGAACGAGUCUUUCGAACGCCUGAUCCGGAGUUCCACAUGCCCCGCUUAGAUGCCUCAGAGGGAAGUAGCAGGAGUGAGCGCACGAUAAGGGGUUUGGGAAUAGGAUAUGGUGGUGAUGAAGGCGUAAGGAGGAGGGGAAACCCGUCGGUAUCGACUUCAUCACAGCAGCAAAGAAUGGCGCGGGAGAGGUACGAUGCCGAAAAUGAGUAUUAUCGCCGGCAACGUCGCGAUGAGGCGCCUCCAACGGUUGGCAGACAACUUGCACAAAAUAUUCCUACGGCGAUUUACAAUACGCUCGGCUGGUUUCUCAACGUCAUCGGUCUUGCGUUUCGCUAUGCGCAGAAACCCUUCGCAAUUCUCUUGUCAAUUUAUCUCUGCUUUGGUGGUCUUAUCAUUGCACAGAACAUGGCAACUCGCUCAAUCGCCGCAUCUCUCUCACCCAUAUGCCGUAUCCCAGGCGCAUCUAUCCUCAAUCUCCCGUUUUGCCCAUCUCUAGACGCCAUCGUACCAACGGGUGGCGAUGUUGAGUUCGAUGAUCUCAUGAGCGUGCAAUCCAAGUUCGAACAAGUCCUCGAGAAAAGUUCGGAUGGAGUCUCUUUGCCCUUUGAGAUGAAACGCUCGGAAACGGCUAUCCGCGAUCUCCGAAGCCUGGUGCGACACAGUGAUCUGCAGGCUCGUGAUGAACUUCUCUUUGAGUUUGACGGCUAUGUGGACACAGCGCGGCAAACAGCUGCCGAUUUGCAAAAGUUCAACACCCAUGUCGGUUCGGCCGUCGACGCUGUCAUAAGCAUUAAUCGCUGGACGUCUCGCUAUCUCGAUACUCUGGCCCCCGAAGCAGAUGACGCGCACUCACUAUCAUCGCCAUCUCCUAUCCUGGGCUGGGCAUCGUGGCUCUUUCACCCUUUCCAACCAACUACUGAACAUAUAUUCAACGAGCGGGUUCUUCUUGACAAGUAUAUCGAGCACACAGCUCUAGUUUCGGAUCGCAUCUCAACCCUCAUACUCGAGGCGCAAGCUGUUCUACGUCUGCUCACCAAAGCCGAGGACCACCUUAUGCUUAUCUAUGAUAUCAGCUCGCGUUCUUCCGCUGAUACAGCAUCUCGUCGCGAGAACGUUCUCUGGAACAUCUGGACGCUUGUCGGAGCAAACUCGAACCAGCUCAACAGUCUUUCACGUCAGCUCGCUCUCUUGCGCCAGGUUGACGCACAGCGCUCGUCAGCAGUUGCACAGGUCAACGCGCUCAUUCUUGAGUUAGAGAGUAUCCAAGCUGGUCUUGGAGACCUUCGUGACCGAGUGGCCGAGCCCGAAGUGCUGCGCAAUAGUAUUGGUGGGGGUCCUCCGAUCCCGCUCAGUGUUCAUAUCGAAACCAUCGACCGAGGAGUUGAGCGUCUUGAGGACGCGAGGAGCAGGAUCCGCGCUGCUGAAAACGAUCGUGUACGGGAUGCACUGGCCAGAGGAGGAGUGCGCAAUGAGCCUUUACUCGAGGGGCAAGGGAAGUGA